CAAAAUGGCGGCUGCGGCAGGCUGGUUGCGGAUUCUACCCCGCCUGUACCGUGCGCUGCUUUUCCUCUCGCAGUUCUGCAUCUUGUUGGGCGACGAAAGUACUGAAAUCCCACCUUAUGUGAUGAAAUGUCCAAGCAAUGGUUUGUGUAGCAGACUUCCUGCGGACUGUGUAGACUGUGCAACAAAUUUCUCCUGUAUUUAUGGGAAGCCUGUCACUUUUGACUGUACAGUGAAACCAUCUGUUACCUGUGUUGAUCAAGACUUCAAAUCUCAAAGGAACUUCGUCAUUAACAUGACUUGCAGAUUUUGCUGGCAGCUUCCUGAAACAGAUUACGAGUGUUCCAACUCCACCAGCUGCAUGACAGUGUCCUGCCCUCGGCAGCGUUACACUGCCAACUGCACAGUGCGGGACCACGUCCAUUGCUUGGGUAACCGCACUUUCCCCAAAAUGCUGUAUUGCAAUUGGACUGGAGGCUAUAAGUGGUCCACUGCUCUGGCUCUAAGCAUCACCCUCGGUGGAUUUGGGGCAGACCGUUUCUACCUGGGCCAGUGGCGGGAAGGUCUCGGCAAGCUCUUCAGUUUUGGUGGCCUGGGAAUAUGGACUCUGAUAGACGUCUUACUGAUUGGCGUGGGCUACGUGGGCCCAGCAGAUGGCUCUUUGUACAUUUAGCUGUGGUAUGUGCUUCAGAGAGGAGCAGUGCCUCGUCCUUUACCUGCAGGCAUUGGUGUAGAGUGAGUGAUGUUUGUUUUUAAUGUACAGCAUCUGUACUUUGCUUGCCUUGAUGAAGGUAAAAUAAAGAUUUGAAACACUGAACUA
Molecule: messenger RNA, 817 nt
Organism: Otolemur garnettii (small-eared galago)
Lineage: Eukaryota; Metazoa; Chordata; Mammalia; Primates; Galagidae
Gene: TM2D3
Product: TM2 domain containing 3
Exons: 5
Coding region: 5-670 (221 amino acids)
Source: RefSeq, a predicted model, not a curated record